Durio zibethinus is the source of this 1635-nucleotide messenger RNA. Lineage: Eukaryota; Viridiplantae; Streptophyta; Magnoliopsida; Malvales; Malvaceae. The record is from RefSeq and is a predicted model, not a curated record.
AUGUCAGCCCCAACCCCAAUAUUUAUUUUCUCAAUCCUCCUUCUUCAACUCCUCUUUGCCUGGCAGCCAUCAGCAGCAGACGGCAGCCAGUGGCAAAUUCUACAAAAAAGCAUCGGUGUCUCAGCCAUGCACGUGCAACUCCUUAGAAACGACCGUGUGGUUGUGUUUGACAGAACUGAUUUUGGGCCUUCAAAUCUGCUAUUGCCAAAUCGGAAAUGCCGCAAUGACUCAACUGACACAGCUCUCAAAGUAGAUUGCACUGCUCAUUCUGUCGAGUACGAUGUUUUUUCUAAUAAGUUCAGGGCUCUCAUGGUCCAAUCCGACGUUUGGUGCUCUUCAGGCGCUGUCAUGCCUGAUGGUAAUUUGGUCCAAACCGGUGGUUUCAAUGACGGUGAACGUAGGGUCAGGGUUUUUAGCCCGUGCAGCACCUGCGAUUGGCAGGAAAUACCGAACGGCUUGGCAGCCAAAAGAUGGUAUGCCACCAACCAUAUCUUGCCAGAUGGAAGACAAAUUAUUGUCGGUGGUCGCAAACAAUUUAACUACGAGUUUGUUCCUAAAAACAUUGCCGCCAACACAUUCAAUUUGCCUUUCUUGGCUGAAACCAAUGACAAAGGAGUAGAGAACAAUCUCUACCCUUUUGUUUUCCUUAAUGUUGAUGGAAACUUAUUUAUUUUCGCUAACAAUCGAGCUAUUUUGCUUGAUUAUGUGAACAAUAAAGUUGUGAAGACGUAUCCGACUAUUCCUGGUGGCGAUCCUAGAAGCUAUCCAAGCACUGGCUCGGCUGUCUUGCUUCCAUUGAAGAACUUGACAGCGGCAGCUAUUCAAGCUGAAGUUUUGGUUUGUGGGGGUGCUCCUAAAGGAUCUUAUGUCGAAGCCAUAAAAGGUAAUUUCUUUGAAGCCUUGAACACUUGCGCCAGGAUCACAAUAACCGACCCCAAUCCACAGUGGGUAAUGGAGACUAUGCCUCUAGCCAGAGUUAUGGGUGACAUGAUAUUGCUUCCCAACGGCAACGUUUUGCUCAUCAACGGCGCAGGUUCCGGAUCAGCAGGAUGGGAAUUGGGACGGAACCCUGUUUUGAGUCCCGUACUGUACAUGCCUCAUAACAACAUUGGUUCACGGUUUGAGACACAAAACCCGACAACAAUUCCUCGGAUGUACCACUCCACAGCAGCAUUACUUCGUGAUGGCAGAGUUUUAGUUGGUGGAAGCAAUCCUCACGCGUUUUACAAUUUUACAGGGGUCCUAUUCCCUACCGAACUAAGCUUAGAGGCAUUCUCUCCAGCAUAUUUGGACGCAAAAUUCGACAAUUUGCGACCCACAAUCGUUGCUCCAAAGUCAAUGUCCAGGAUCACAUACAGGAAACAAUAUACGAUUCAAGUGAUGAUUACGGGAGGAGUGGCUGAAAAUUUGUUGUUUGUAACAAUGUUUGCACCAGCGUUCAAUACACAUUCAUUCUCUAUGAAUCAAAGGUUGCUUGUACUUGGUAAUGACAAAGUCACAGCUUUGGGGAACUCAAUAUAUAGCAUUGAGGUCACGAUGCCAGGUUCGGGUAACCUUGCGCCACCGGGGUUUUAUCUUUUAUUUGUGGUCCAUCAAGACAUUCCCAGCCAGGGCAUUUGGAUGAAGUUGCAGUAA